Molecule: messenger RNA, 5802 nt
Organism: Diachasmimorpha longicaudata
Lineage: Eukaryota; Metazoa; Arthropoda; Insecta; Hymenoptera; Braconidae
Product: cytosolic carboxypeptidase 1-like
Exons: 15
Coding region: 1511-4741 (1076 amino acids)
Biological process (GO): protein side chain deglutamylation; proteolysis
Molecular function (GO): zinc ion binding; metallocarboxypeptidase activity
Source: RefSeq, a predicted model, not a curated record
UUUUCAAUUUUAACAGAUGAAAAAAUUAAUUCCCAGUCUCCGUCAUUCUCCCAUUGAGCAGGAUUAAUCUUCACCGAAUGUCAUUAAUGGAUCGAGGUCAUUAACCUUCAUUGAGAAAACAACAGAUGAACAGAAAACAGCUGAAGUAGAGUAGUAAAUGCGUCCGGGAUUUAGGGUGGGGGCGGGAGGGGCAGUGGAUUUAUGAAAUCUUUGUGAUGGUUUUUUUUUUGCAGAAACUGAGAGAUGUGUUAUAUUAAUAGCGGGGUGUACUGUGCGGUGAGCAGUCGGUGGGGAUUUAAACAUAGUUUUGGCAAAGCAAAACGUCAAAGCACCUCGACGAGGCGUUGGACGCAGUUGUACGCGUUCUGGGAAACGAUUUACAUCGAGGAAAUCCAAUAAUUUUUUUUUUCCAGAGUUCGAACUGUAUGAGAAAAGGGAGAGAGAUAGUUUUUUAGUUGAGUAAUUCUGAAAAUAGAAGUCGUAAAGUAGUCGGAGAAGCGAGUUAGUGUAGAAACUGGGAGCUAGGUGUAAUUUGAAUUCUGAACGAUUCAAGGGAGGCAAGUUGAGGCUUAUGAUUUUCCGAGGCAUAUUCGUGCGUUCCAUUUACACACAUUGUUUAGCAAGGUGGUUUGGGAUUUAUUUUUAGAAAUAUCGUACGAAAAAUUGUGGAUAAAUGAGUGUACGCUAUGUAUAAUUGGAUAUUCAGGAGUGAAAUGGUGAAAAGUUCCGCCGCCCUUCGAUCUUCAUUACAUAUUGUAGGAAUAUCUCGUCGAGGAGUCCUGAUUAUGAUGGGAAUUGCCCCAGAUUUAUUCCCCAGAAGAUUUUUGAACAGCAAAAAUUAAUGUCUGACCUUCACACACAUUUUGCAGGGACUUUUCAGACUUUAAAAACCAUUUGAAGAAAGUGAAACUUUGUUUGAAUUUAAAACAUAGAUUGGGAUCUUUUGCCACAUGUUUGCUUAGAUUUCUGAACUAUUUUCAAUUUAUUCAAAUAUUUUUUGGAGCUGGAAAUAUGGUUGCAAAAGGUGGAUGAAAUUCAGGGAUUUGUUUUUGCUGUGUAUUCAAUAUUACUGCGUAAACAUCGCUGAUUAUCGAGUUGAUCAGAAAAGGGAGAACAAGACAAACUUCUGGACAUAAUUUUCUUUAUAAUUUUAUUGGUGUUUAACUUGAAUUCAGUACAGGACACUCCAAAAAGUAUCAUUCUCCAACAAAUGCUGGGAAGUAUGGAGAAAUGUGACAAGGAAAACUGGAGUCCCGAGGUCAUUUCUCAGAGCAAAGUCAUUCAAUUAGUCGCAGCCAUUGACUGUCAAGUUUGAACAUUAGUCCCUGACAUUAAACCCGAACCGAAUACUGACCAUCAAUCUCUCCUGAAAGACCCUAAGUUAGUGUUGGCUGGCUUUUUGCCCAAUUGCAGUACAAUUGAUGUUUUUCGCAUGAUACCAACCCCUUGUAACCAGCCCAUGAUAUCUGAAAACUCUAAAUCAACUUCUGGCUCGAAUAAAGUGUGAACAAUGUCGAGGGGCAGAAAUAUAGAUGAUGCGAUGAAUGAAAUGCUUAUGGAGAAAAUUAAGGGAUGUUUGCCGAAGAUUCAGGAGAAUGCUGAGAUCAUCAGAACUACGUUGGCAAAAUUCCACGCUCGUGCUACAUCCUCUGAUCGUAAAACUCGCGAACAAGUCUUGGGGAUGCUGUGGUCCAAGGAGGCAGGGGCUGUUGAAAUGUUCAUCAUGUUAUUAGAGACGUCAAAAGAUAAUGUGGCCUGUUGUAGCAUCCUCGGAAUUCUUCACGAAUGCAUAUCCCCACGUUUAACGAAAGUCAAAGCCAAAGGAGCUAAGAAUAAGAAUUCAAUGAAAGCUUUCAGCAGAGCUACCAUCAAUCAAUUAAUUUCCAGUGGUGGAACUCAAGUAUUGAUUAAAUUAUUGAUGAACUCUCAAUACACUGACAGCCUCAUGUGCGAAGUUCUGACGCAAGAGGUGUUAUGGAUCUUGGGUCAAAUUGCUCAGAAAGAUCAGAAAUUUGUGACAAAAGUAAAACUGCUCAAUGCCACUAAAGUGUUUCACACCUUGCUCAAAGCUCAUUAUAACGAUGCCAGGAUGUUGCUGCCGUUACUUUUGAUCUUCAAGAGUUUCUCGAAAAACACCUCAACUGUUCAGACACUUGUUAAGGAAGGGAUUGCUGCCAUUUUUGAAAAAACAUUUGUAUGCAUCGGCUAUACACCUCAUUUGAAGUUGAAAAUUCUGUUGGAGAGUUUCAAGCAUUUUACAGCAAGCCGACUCUUCUGUGCCAAAUUCGUCAAAGUGGGUAUGGUUCAUCUUCUGAUGCGUAUAUUCGACAGAUGGGACAGAUACGACGGUUCAUUAAGAUUAAAAAUAGCCAACUGCGCUCUCUCCACUCUCUACCACUUGUGUUCAAUAAAAACAGGUAGAAGAGCCAUCAAAGCAAACAACGGAUUGCAACUCCUAUAUCGAUUCUGCAUAAAUUGUCCAGAGGACAGAGCCUACGAUUUUCUACUCUCUAGAGUGUGUGGGAUAAUAAAUCAGUGUCUUGAGAAAAAAGAACUACCUGUACCUGAAAAGUCACCGGCUAGGUUCAACCUACCAACCAACAACGAGGGUCAUGUCAGCAACGUAGACAGCUGCAGUGACGCUGAUAGCCAAGUGAAUAGUGUUCAUUCCCUAGGCGGAAUUUGCAGUGAUUUAGAUUCCGGGGAUGACGAUGAUGACUGUACCUCUGGCAAUGAGACUAAAAAAUUCAAAGAAAUCAAUGAAGUGGACGAGGGACAGUUUUUUGCUGGAGUGGUGACCUCCCAAAGAACUGCUGAAGAUCUUCUCAUUUACAACAUUCAUUUCAACGAAUUGAAAAAUAUCCAAACUCAGAUAAAAUGCGAGGGUGCAUCCACCGUCCCCCAGGACAAAACAGAAACGUUAAAAGGCAGACGAGACUCAGCAAAAUUACUAAACCUCGAGUGUGGACUACCCCAUCAGGCAAGAAAACUCAAGGCCCUUCAAAUUGAUGAAAAAACAGAUCCCAGGACUGCCUAUUGCCUAAUAGCUAGCAAAAUUAGAAGCAUAAUUCCCUUUGUCAAAGUCGCAUAUCCUGACAUGAUCAACAGUGGAGGUCGUGGCAUACCAGAGCCUCUGAAUGACAAAGACCGAAAGGUAUGUCGUGCUAAACUUUUGACAAAUGUUGAUCGUAGUCUUCGUCCGACUUCCAUCAGUGCUGAGACAAUAUUUGAUCUCGAUACAUUAAUAAACACAUCUCACCCUGGAGACACUGAGAAAAAGAUUCUGAAGAACGUCGAUGAGCACAGAGUUGGAUAUUCAAAUGUUGAGACAAAGAGUCUGCAGUUCGAGUCCCGGUUUGAGAGCGGCAAUUUGAGAAGAGCUGUGCAGAUUGGUACGAGAGAAUACGAUUUAAUUUUAUCACCGGAUGUCAACAGUGGAUCCAGACACCAGUGGUUUUACUUCGAAGUGUACAAUAUGGAAGCUAACAUUCCUUAUACAUUUAAUAUCAUAAACUGUGAGAAGGCAAAUUCGCAGUUCAAUUUCGGUAUGAAACCGAUUAUGUUCAGUGUUAUUGAGGCACAAUUGGGUAGACCCGGGUGGAUCAGAGUCGGAAGUGACAUCUGUUACUACAGGAAUUCAUACAGACGACCCGGCAGGGGAAAGAAUUACAUGACAACUUCGUUCACUGUCAAUUUUCCUCAUUCAUAUGACGUCUGCUAUCUCGCGUAUCAUUUUCCUUUUACCUAUAGUGGAUUGUUAUGGCACAUUUGGACGUGGAUGAAGAAUUCAGUCAGUGAACCAAUCUACUUUAAUGCUGAUGUUUUAUGUGACACCAUCAAUAAAAAUGAGUGCCCUGUACUCACAAUUACGUCGCCGAAUUCUAGGGGAUAUCCGAUCAAUAACAGAAAAAUAAUCUUCCUGACUUCCCGAGUUCAUCCAGGGGAGAGUAACGCAUCUUGGGUGAUGCGUGGAACCCUGGAAACUCUCCUUGACAAUUCCACCUACAUGAGAAGUCUCCGGAACGACUAUAUUUUCAAAAUAGUCCCGAUGCUCAACAUCGACGGAGUUAUCAAUGGAUGUAACCGGUAUGGACUUACUAACGAGGACCUUAACCGUCGUUGGAGCAACCCCAACCGUGUGCUACACCCUGUAAUAUACCACACAAAGGGUCUUAUGGAGUACUGCGUCAGGGUGUUACUGAGGCCACCUCACGUUUUCGUGGAUUACCAUGGGCACUCGAGAAGGAAAAACGUAUUUCUCUUUGGUUGCUCAAGGUCAGGAUCGUGGAGUGCAGCUGAUCGUGCACUCUCUACUGCCGAUCAACCUGUUCAAUAUCUGAUGCUUCCACGACUCAUGCAGAAAACAUCGGCUGCCUUUGCUCUGCCGUUGUGUUCAUUCAAGGUCGAAAGGAACAAGGAAUCCACGGCCAGGGUCGCCAUAUGGCGCCAACUCGGCGUUACAAGGAGUUACACUAUGGAGAGCAGCUUCUGUGGGUGCGAUCAGGGGGUACUUGCGGGUUUGCAUCUUGACACUGUUCAUCUGAAGAAUGUGGGGAAGGAUUUUUGUGCAGCACUCGCGAAGUUGAAGGAUAAUGAUGAGAAUUGGACGAUGGAUGAGAACUCUGAGGAUUUUGAGGUGAUAUCACACUCUUGCUGUCCCCUUAAUUGCAUAAUGGAGAAACGUAAACGCCCAAAGUGCAUUCAGGAUAAAAACGCAAUUCAGCACACAUUCAGGGUAUAAUUAUGAGUGACGAAACUACACUGGAAGAGAGGGAUUCAGAUACAGAAACAUCAUUGAGCGAAGAAUCAGAGGAUUCAACUUCUGAUAUUGAUUAAUGAAAACUGCUUCUAAUCGCAGAAUGCCAUCAGUAUUCUUCUGAACAAUAAAAGCCACAUGAUCUCGAUUAUUGUAAUAAAAAGAUUGCUAGUAAAUCGCGGAGAAAAAUGGACACUUUGAAAUCAUUGAUGUCUCCUCAACAAAUCAUGACAAUGCUGCUGUGAAUUUCUAAAAUCUACCCAUGAUUCAUAAUGAACUUAAUUGUCAAAUGGAUUCCCUCAGCGUUAAAUUCUCGGAUACAUUAGGUCGUUGGUUGGAUAUUGAGGGGGGUACACGGUAAGAACACUAAUUUUCCUCAAUUUCUCAUGUACCCGAAAUUUUUUUUCUAAUUAAGGUAUUCAUGGCGUCAUAAGGGAGAAUAAACAAUACUUUCAUUCAGAACCAAAAAAUUAAAAUUAUUAUUCUUUUGUAAAUAGAAUCCUUAAUGUAUGAAAAAUCACGUAUGAAAUCUUAGACAGUCUAGGAGAAUCUCAGCCGCAGUGAUAAUUUAAGAAAAAUACUGAAAUUACAAUCGUCUCAUUUAAAGUCAUUCGUAAGCGAGAAUUUUCAAAAUUAUUUCUGCUGCUACAACUCUCCUAAGUUACCUCAGAUUUUGUGAGUCGUUUUCAAGAACUUGAAAAAACGCAUUUACAAAAAAUGACCACUUUCUUUACCUUUUUCGAUUUUCCCUCAUUACGUCAUGAAUACCUUAACGAAAUGCACUGCUUAUUAACGAAAAUUAGGCUCACUUGAAUCUAUUCUUCUCUCCGUGUGACAGGAAACUCUAGAAGCACUAGAUAUUUUUUUUUUCCGGCUUGAAUGUGUCCUUGAGUGAAUAAGUUUCAUGUGAAGUCCUAAUAAUGGUAUUCCCCUCACUCCGACACUGAGGGGUAAAUUGAAAAGGGAGAGUGAGUAGGGGGUAGGGAGAAUCGCAUUAUCGUGAGGGUUUUUUUGAGAAAGGACAAGCUCAAAGGAGAAGAGAUGAC